AUAUAAAGAAACAAAACAGAGUUUAAGAGAGUAAUCUUGUGGAGAAGUGAGAGAUUCAAUGGGAAAUUACAAGUUUAAAAUUUCAGAUAUGAUCCCAAAGGCAUGGCUGCACAAGCUCAAAGACAUGACUAAGCAGUCUAAACCCAAUCAGAAACCUUCUUCUUCUUCCUCAAACAAUUGUAACAAGAAGAAACCCUCCUCAGAGUUUCUUCUUCAUCACUCUUCAACCUUACGUUUUUCCAACAGCUUAGGACCAAACAGUCCUCACCGUAACUCAACAAGAAACUCUCUUCAUACAAAAAGGAAGAGCAAGAGAAAGACAGUUUACAAGCCAUCUCUUAAACCAAUCACUCCUUUUGCAUCUGAAGGUUUUAACAAGAGCAAGAUCAACGGUCAAGAUUCCACUCACUGCCUAUUUCCAGCUCCUGAAAGCUCCUCUAAGUCUUUUGUAUAUAGGUUUUAUGAAGAGGAGGAUGAUCAAUUAGUUGAUCUUUCUAGCUUCAGGAUCGACACAAAGGACACCAAGUACGAGGUCAAAGAGUCUGAUCCCACAGAGAAAACUUUUCCUGCAAGUAACCUAACCAAGAAUCUGCUUAAAAGCCAUCUUUCGGUGAAGACUAACAAAGAGAAAGAAUAUGAUAUGUGCAGAGCAGAGAAAAGAUACCAAAAUCAAGUUUCCAGUGGAAGAAAAUCGUCUUCAGGGAUAAACCUCAGAAGAGUAACUUCACCAAGAAUUCAACUCUCAGGUACGCGUAGAAGCACGUCGAGAUCAGAGGGCAAACAAGUUGUUCUUGAGAGUUUUGCAGUGGUGAAGCGUUCAGUUGAUCCAAAGAAAGAUUUCAGAGAAUCUAUGGUGGAGAUGAUAGAAGAGAACAACAUAAGAGCUUCAAAAGACUUGGAGGAUCUUCUUGCUUGUUACCUUUCCUUGAAUCCAAAGGAGUAUCAUGAUCUUAUCAUCCACGUUUUUGAGCAAAUCUGGCGUCAUCUUACAAAAACAAAACUCUCUUAAUAUAAUGUUAGUUAACGUCCGGUAACACUAGUAUUAGUAUCAUUCUGUCUUGUGAAAAUUCUAGUUAAUGUUAGUUGAUGUUCAUUAAGAGGUUAGAUGGAACUGUGGAGAUUUUCUUCUCUCUGGUUAAGGGAAACAAAUAAUAAAAGUAGUUAUCAUAUUUGUCGUUUUAAUUAAAAAAUAAUUACUUAUAAGAGCGUGGAA
Molecule: messenger RNA, 1213 nt
Organism: Raphanus sativus (radish)
Lineage: Eukaryota; Viridiplantae; Streptophyta; Magnoliopsida; Brassicales; Brassicaceae
Product: transcription repressor OFP2-like
Exons: 1
Coding region: 59-1009 (316 amino acids)
Biological process (GO): negative regulation of DNA-templated transcription
Molecular function (GO): DNA binding
Source: RefSeq, a predicted model, not a curated record